Messenger RNA from Ixodes scapularis (black-legged tick), 798 nucleotides. Its product is annotated as E3 ubiquitin-protein ligase XIAP-like. The record is from RefSeq and is a predicted model, not a curated record. NCBI's taxonomy places the organism in Eukaryota, Metazoa, Arthropoda, Arachnida, Ixodida, Ixodidae. The coding region runs from base 1 to 798 and encodes 265 amino acids. The transcript is spliced from 2 exons. Gene Ontology annotation, cellular component: nucleus; spindle microtubule; cytoplasm. Gene Ontology annotation, biological process: regulation of cell cycle.
AUGACCGCCGUAAUCUUGGCUGCCGUCCUUGCGCCCACCGCCAUACCAUACGUCGACGAGAAGAUUCGAGCCAAGACCUUUCACGAUGUUCGAGGCCCUGCGUUCGCCAAGGCCGGCUUUUUCUGCUCGCACGACGACGAGCAGGGCUACCUCUCCCGCGAACAGAUAGUGACCCGCAUAAUCGUUUGUUUCUACUGCGGGGUGCAAGUAUUUUCGAUCCUCGACUGCGAAGAAGACGAUCCGUGGCUGCUACACGCCCGCAGGUCCCCCAAUUGCGUGUUUCUACGAGUGAACAAGACCUAUUACUACGUGCACGAUGCAGUCGAAAAGUUUUACAGGAGCGAGAUGUACUGGGCGUCUCACUUUCCCGAGAUCGACGAUCUCGUCAAGGACCCAAAGUUCCGCAACAGGACUAUGAGUACUCUGUACACGGCCAACCUGACGUAUCCCUUGAACGUAUCGGCGAUGGUGAGUGCCAUUCGGAGCAGCAAGGCGACUCCGUUGGGCAGUCACACUCUGUUUGAGCCAGUGAACGCCCUUCCUUCGUUCGAUCACAAGGCUAUCGGUAGGUGGGGUAACUUUGUGAUAGAUAGCGCGAUCAGUGAUACGCACUAUUCCGCUAUAAAGUCACGAGACGAAUCAACUAAGAGGUGCAUCGUAUGCAUGAAGGCUCCGGCUAACAUUGCCUACUUGCCGUGCGGACACUGCGUGUCGUGUUUCGACUGCACCAUAUUAUUCAAACAUUGCAAGGCCUGUAGACUCAAAAUCGACUUUAUUUCUAGAGUCUACUUUGCUUAA